CAUCCCUUUCUGUCAAAAUGUUCAUGAUAUGAAAGGAAAAAGUAAUGGCCUCAUCAGUCAAGCACCUUUGUACUAUUUGCCAUGAUGAUGGAAUCACUCAGUCAGCAGUCACAUGGUGUACAGAAUGUGAGGUUUUCUUUUGUGGAGACUGUGAAAAGCAUCACAGAAAGUCACGACUGUCUAAGAACCAUAACACCAUGUCCGCUGAAGAUUACCAAAAGUUACCUACAUUCAUGCAAGAAAUAAGUAGUCAGUGCAGAGACCACAAGAUGAAGUUUGAGCUUUACUGUUUUUUCCACACCUGUCUCUGCUGUGUCCAGUGCGUCACUGAUAAACACAAGAAAUGUCAAGACAUGAAAACCUUGUCUGAAAUACUAAAGCAAGUUAAAUCAUCUGCUUCAGUUCAGCUUUUUGAAAAAGAUUUGAAGAAUGUGAAGGAAAACUUAGAUACAGCCAUAAAGUACCUGAAUACCAGAAUCAGUACCAUUAAUACUCAGAAAACAAAAGUCGUUGAGGAAAUCAGUUAUAAGAGGAAGUCGGUCAAUGAUUACUUAAACAAAUUAGAGAAAGACCUACUAAAUGACUUAGAGUCUAAACAUUCACAGCUUAAAGUUAACAUGGUCACUCUCAUGCAACAAAUGGAACAGCGAGCCAGUCAGGUAGACCAAAUACAGAGCCAGUUUACCAAAAUGACGCAAUAUGCUACAGAGCUACAGAUGUAUAUUGGUCUAAGAGAGAUUGAGAAAACUACUUCACAAACGGCAAAAUAUAUAGAAGAUUUAGAAAGUGGAAACCACUUCAUUGAAAAGAAUCUUGAAGAUCACAUUUCAUCUGCUCUUCAAUCAAUUUUACAAGAUGUCAAAUCAUUUGGAGAUAUUAAUAUUAAUACCACCUCUUCUACACUUCGACUUAAUACCGAAAGAAAAGAACAAGCCCAGCACUUGGUUCUAAAAGUUCCUGGAAUUGAACAAAUCAAGCCAUCCUUGUUGACAAGACUGACAGUUCCAGAAGAUAUGAAGUCUUUAAAUACAUCUGCCUGUCUUAUACUACCUGAUAGUAAAUGUAUAAUACUUGAUUACAACAAAAAACUACUUCUACUAUUCAGUAAUUCUGGCAUUUUCAUCAGAAAAGUAGUUACACUUACGGAGUAUCCAUGGGAUGCCUGCUUUGUCAGAAACAAUACAGUGGCUGUCACAUUAGGACGAGCAAACAAGACAGCACUAGUGGAUGUAAAUAAAAGUAAAAUUAUUCAAACAGUUAAAGUUUCUCAUGAUUGUUAUGGAGUAGCAAGUGAUGGUAAAACUUUAGUCAUCAGUAAUGGUGACAGCCAGUGUACUACAGUGAAUCUGAAUGACAUGUCUCAUACAAUCUUAGAAGGACUGGGAGGAGUGGGACGUAUUUCAUUUUUCCAAGGAAAUAUCUAUAGUAUCAAUAGCGGUAAAUACAACGUAUGUUGCUAUAAAAUUACUGGUGAAUCUCUCUGGACAUUUCAGCACAGAGACAUUGCCAGCCCAGUAGGACUUACAUUAGACAAGAAUGGCUUUGUUUAUAUAGCUUCUCUUGGAAACAACAGUAUUGUGGUAGUAUCACCAGAUGGUAGAACCUGUAAGACAAUACUAUCAGAGGCUGAUGGAAGCAUACAUCCUUGGACAAUAGAUAUCAACAGAGAAACAGGAAUAAUGAUAGUGUCAAGUGAAAUAAGUGAUAAUAACAAUGAUAAAUACAAAACAGCUUUUGUGUAUAAAAUUUAAGGUGGUACCAAACACCUUGACUAAAACUAAUUUGGCUCGUUUAAUUUUCAAAAAAUUUUGACAAAAUAUUUACUUUGACCCUUUGACAAAAAUUUUAAAAUUCAAAAAACUUGAACCACAUACUUCAUUGGAAUAUUUCAUUGGAUGUAUAGCAGUUUGACAUACACUAAUUUUGAUCAUUGAGAAGCUUAAUAUUUCCGUAACAACAGAAUGUGAUUGAACGUUCAGCUGAUUUUUAAAAAGUUAUCUCCCUGUAGUGUUAAAAAU
Messenger RNA from Mytilus californianus (California mussel), 2018 nucleotides. RefSeq lists its product as uncharacterized. The record is from RefSeq and is a predicted model, not a curated record. The transcript has 2 exons. The coding region runs from base 45 to 1751 and encodes 568 amino acids. Lineage: Eukaryota; Metazoa; Mollusca; Bivalvia; Mytilida; Mytilidae.